AUGGGCUCGAGGAACCACAGCUCCAUCACCGAGUUUAUUCUCAUUGGGCUGUCUGACGAUCCCCACAUCGAGGCUCUGCUCUUUGUGCUCUUCCUGGUGAUUUACCUCCUGACCAUGAUGGGGAACCUGACAAUGCUGCUGGUGAUCAGGGCUGAUUCCCACCUCCACACACCCAUGUAUUUCUUCUUGAGUAAUCUAUCAUUUGUGGACCUCUGCUUCUCUUGCGUCACUCUGCCCAAGCUGAUGAAAGACCUCCUGUCUGAGAAGAAAACCAUCUCAGUAGAGGGAUGUCUGGCUCAGGUCUUCUUUGUGUUUUUCUCUUCAGGAACUGAAGCCUGUUUGCUCUCAGUGAUGGCCUAUGACCGCUAUGCUGCCAUCUGCCACCCACUGCUCUAUGGCCAGGUGAUGAGCAACCAGCUCUGUAUGAGGCUGGUAUUGAUCUCAUGGGGCCUGGCCUCUCUCAAUGCAUCUGUCAUUGUACUCUUGGCUAUUAACUUAGAUUUCUGUGAUGCCCACACUAUACACCACUACACCUGUGAACUGCCUGCUCUUUUCCCCCUGUCUUGCUCUGAUAUCUCCAUCACUACCCUUAUCCUUCUCUGCUCCAGCUUACUGCAUGGGCUUGGAACUUUCCUUCCAAUCUUCUUCUCCUAUGCCCGUAUUAUCUCCACCAUCCUGAACAUCAGCUCCAGCACAGGCAGAAAGAAAGCAUUCUCUACCUGCUCCUCCCACCUCAUUGCAGUGAUUCUGUUCUUUGGCUCAGGUUUUCUUUGUUAUCUCAUGCCUCCCUCUGGCUCCUCUUUGGAUUUGAUCCUCUCUGUACAGUACAGUGCAGUCACACCCAUGUUGAAUCCCCUCAUCUACAGCUUAAAAAACAAGGAAGUGAAGGCAGCUGUGAAAAGGACAUUGGGGAAAUAUCUAUAA
Messenger RNA from Phacochoerus africanus (Common warthog), 924 nucleotides. RefSeq names its product olfactory receptor 8S1-like. Bases 1 to 924 code for a protein of 307 amino acids. Gene Ontology annotation, molecular function: G protein-coupled receptor activity; olfactory receptor activity. The record is from RefSeq and is a predicted model, not a curated record. Gene Ontology annotation, biological process: G protein-coupled receptor signaling pathway. NCBI's taxonomy places the organism in Eukaryota, Metazoa, Chordata, Mammalia, Artiodactyla, Suidae. The transcript has a single exon. Gene Ontology annotation, cellular component: membrane.